Molecule: messenger RNA, 2092 nt
Organism: Cololabis saira (Pacific saury)
Lineage: Eukaryota; Metazoa; Chordata; Actinopteri; Beloniformes; Belonidae
Gene: cetp
Product: cholesteryl ester transfer protein, plasma
Exons: 17
Coding region: 215-1711 (498 amino acids)
Biological process (GO): cholesterol homeostasis; cholesterol metabolic process; triglyceride homeostasis
Cellular component (GO): high-density lipoprotein particle
Molecular function (GO): phosphatidylcholine binding; cholesterol transfer activity; cholesterol binding
Source: RefSeq, a predicted model, not a curated record
UGUGAAUCACAGAAGCUGUCUGACUCCAACUGGAUGGAAGACAUUGUUUCUCACUAGAUAUUGGAAGUAUUUUGAGCCCCUCCAGGAUUUGAAAGCUGCAAUAUUUUUUCAAAGUAGGGGGAAUCAAAGAGCUGCAACGACUCAAGAGAAGGAAAGGGAAGGGAAAAAAAAAAUCUCAGCUGAUUCUCAAAGAAGUGGGAAACAUCCAUGCACGAUGCCCUGCGAUGUUUCGCCACGGCUGCUACUCCUGAUCUUUACUAUGUUUGGGAUGGCCCACAGUUGCCUGCAGGACCCUGUUUCAGCCUACAGAUUCACUGGAACUGUCUGCAGACUCACCUACCCUGCUGCUGCUGUGUUGAAUGAGAAAACCACAAAAGUGAUUGAAGCAGCAUUUCAACAUGCCCGAUACCCAAGUAUGCAGGGAGAGAAAUCUCUGCUCUUCGUAGGCAAAAUCUCAUAUGGCCUGGACAAUUUAGAGAUUCACAACCUGUCGAUUGGUCGGAGCGCGUUUGAGCUGCUUCCAGGGAAAGGCAUUGCCCUGGAAAUAAGCAAUGUGUCUGCAGUGUUCAGAGGGACCUUAAAGUAUGGAUACGGCAGUUGGCUUGUCAAUGUUGCACAAGCUAUUGACUUGGAGAUUGAGUCUCAGAUUGAUCUUGGAAUCAAGCCAAAGCUUUACUGUGGCAAGGGGAAGGUUGCGGCAGACACGUCAGAUUGUUAUCUGACAUUUCACAAGCUUCGUCUUCACCUGCAAGGAGACAAAGAGCCAAACUGGCUGAAGAGAGUCUUCACCGACUUUAUCACCUUCACUGUUAAGCUGGUCAUUAAAGGACAGAUUUGUAAGGAGAUUAACAAGCUUGCAGACAUAAUGGCUGAGUUUAUCCAAGACACAGCGGCGCACUUACUCAGUGAUGGAGGCAUCAGUGUGGACAUCGGUGUUACUGCUCCACCUGUCAUCACUGCUAACUACAUAGAAUCAUACCACAAGGGUCUGACCAACUACAGAAAUGUAACUUCUGUGAUCAGCGACUCGGUUUUCCAUCCAAGCCAACUGACCGAAAACAAGAUGCUUUACUUUUGGUUUUCAGACCAGUUCUUCAACCCCUUGAUUGCUGCUGCUCAUGAAGACGGCCGCUUUCAACUCAACAUUUCAUCAGAGGAGCUGACUGAGCUUUUUAAGACCAGUCUCUCCAGUGUCAUGCCUGAAUAUAUUGAAAAGUGUCUGAUAGACUCUGCAGAGCUCCGAGUGUGGAGUUCAUCCGCUCCCUUUCUUAACACCUCCACCACCGGGUCAAGGGUCAGCGCACAGGCCUCUGGAGAACUCCACUGUGGGAAUCAGGGCACGCCAGCACUCUUCUUCCAAACGAACGUGUCCAUAGAUAUCACAGUUUCCUAUACUGACAAGAAACUCUUCCUGCAUGGCACACCCAAAGAGAUCUCAGUGCUCCGGGCCGAGCAACCCUCACAGAAUACAAUGUUGCAAGAUGAUUCCCAACUGCAAUUCAUAAGAGAAGCUGUGGAGAGAAUAGGUAUUCCUAAAGUCCUGUCAGUACUUGAGGUUGAGAUCACCAGACUGAUGGACAAACAAGGUGUAAACUUAUUUGACAUCAUUGACCCUGAAGUGCUUCCUCAGGACGGUUUUCUGGUGACUCAGAUGGACUUUGGCUUCCCUCAUCACCUCCUGGUUGACUUCCUCAAGAAGACGCUGCAGUAACUCGGCAGCUCCUACGCGUCGUGGGACAGAAUUGUUUUAAGGGAGCCAGAUAAUGCAGAUGAAAAUGUUCGUGUUUUGAGUUCAUGUCAGUAGAUUAGAGACAUAACUGUGGAGGUGUAGGAAUUGGAAUUGAACUGAAUUAUAACAUGACGUUGGAUUGAGGGAGUUGCGUUUCAUGCCCCUUUUUGUCAUAUUGUCUUCUUAUUGUACAAAAACUUUGUUUGCACCAUAAAUUACUAAUCUGUUGCCUUGUCUGGAAAUGUAAGGAAGGACUUUUUCACAAGAAGGGAAAUAUACAUUUAGCAACCGUAUUUUUUCCUUGUUCUGUGAGUGUGUGCAUUUUAGUUUUGUAAGCAUCAGUAAAAUCCUGCUCUACAUGGA